UCGCAUGAACACGAACAUUCUCAUGACGGUCCAGAUCGCGGAACUGAAGCUUCUCUUUACCCAUGUAUAGACCAUGAAAAUAUUCGUUGUUUGAACGAAAGUGUAGCAGGUUCAGGAAAGAAUGUCAUAAAACCUUGGCACGAAAGAAAUGAUACAACUAAGGCUUGUCUUAAUGCUUUAACGAAUAUUGAUUUUGACACCGUUGAUUCCUAUACUGCAACCCAGGAGUGGGAAUUAGUUUCUAGUCCUGAUAAUACCAUAAAAAUCCAGCUGAAGAUGAAAGAAUUCACCACACCGUCAAUUGAUCUUAGACAUUAA
Messenger RNA from Racocetra fulgida, 318 nucleotides. NCBI's taxonomy places the organism in Eukaryota, Fungi, Glomeromycota, Glomeromycetes, Diversisporales, Gigasporaceae. The record is from the annotation of a GenBank genome assembly.